Messenger RNA from Zingiber officinale, 1631 nucleotides. Its product is annotated as 5-dehydro-2-deoxygluconokinase 2-like. The record is from RefSeq and is a predicted model, not a curated record. Lineage: Eukaryota; Viridiplantae; Streptophyta; Magnoliopsida; Zingiberales; Zingiberaceae. The coding region runs from base 66 to 1487 and encodes 473 amino acids. The transcript is spliced from 5 exons.
UAAUUCUCAGGUUCUAUUAACGAAACUAUCAACCGCCCACUCGAUAUCCGCUUGUUCGGCGAUCCAUGGCUCUCAGAACCCUAAACCCGCCAUGGCGUUGGAGGCCAGAACCCUCGUCCCUGAUCGAUGUCCGGACGACCCUCCUCCUUCCUCCGAGAAGAUCGGCCCUCCCUCCUGCCACCGUCGCUGUCGGCGCCUGCGCCUCCCGACAGAUCACCGCCGGGAAUGGCGGGGUUUGGGAUCCCGUUGUUGGUGGCGAGGCGAGGAACAGGGUGCGGAAGAGUGUCGAUCUCGCGACGCUGGGGAACCUCUGCGUAGACAUCGUUCUCGGCGUCCCGAGCUUGCCGUCAGCGUCCAAGGAGGAGCGGCGGGCAUACAUGGAACGGCUGGCGGCUUCGCCUCCUGAUAAGAAAUUUUGGGAAGCUGGUGGUAACUGCAACUUGACCAUUGCUGCAUCAAGGCUAGGACUAUUGUGUUUAACUCUUGGUCAUGUUGGCGAUGAAAUUUACGGGAACUUUCUCCUUGAGGUGCUUGAGGAUGAGAACAUUAAUUUUUUAGGAAUGAGUAAAAAUGUUGAUGAAACUUCUAGUAUUACAGAUUACCAAACCCUUUUGUGCUGGGUUCUGGUUGAUCCAUUUCAAAAGCAUGGUUUCUGCAGCAUUGCUGAUUUCAGUGAGGAACCUGUAUUUAGUUGGAUGACUGAGCUGACAGAAGAAAUUAAGAUGGCUAUCCAGCAAGCUAAGAUAUUAUUCUGCAAUGGUUAUGCAUUUGAUGAAUUCUUCCCUGAUUUGAUCAUCUCUGCACUUGAUUGUGCUAUUAGUAGUGGAACAUCAGUAUUUUUUGAUCCUGGCCCACGAGUUAAAACUCUUUCAAAUGGAACCCCUCAAGAACAGAUGGCACUUCAGCAAUUUCUGUGGCAAAGUGAUGUUCUUCUUUUUACUUCAGAUGAGGUUGAGGCAUUAACGGGGAUCCACAAUCCUAUUGAGGCAGGAAAGACACUAAUCAGAGAAGGUGCACGAACAAAAUGGGUCAUUAUUAAGAUGGGUGCGAAAGGAUCAAUUUUGAUUGACCACACCACUGUGUCAUGUGCUCCCUCAUUCAAGGUAAAUGUUGUUGAUACUGUGGGGUGUGGCGAUAGUUUUACUGCAGCCAUAGCUUUUGGAUUUCUACAUGGCAUGCCUGCGAUUAACACAUUAACACUGGCAAAUGCAAUAGGUGCUGCAACUGCAACUGGUUGUGGAGCUGGUAGAAAUGUUGCUCAUUUGAACAAGGUAUUAGAACUACUCAAGCAGUCAACUCUCAAUGAGGAUGAUAAUUUUUGGAAUAAACUAAUUUGUGGGAAUUCUUUGAACAAUGAAGUUUUGCUUCUGUCAAAAGUCUCCAUAAACGGACACAACCAUCGCCUUAUCCGCAUUCCUAUUUCCAGUGUAGUACCGAAACUACUUACAAUAUUUGAAGGUGCAUUUAGAAGCACGGUGUCAACUUGAUUAGGAAUGUGUACUUUAGUCUCAUGUUAAUAUUACUUAAUUUACAUGCAUUUACGAAAGUUUGUGCCAGAAUGCCCAAGUGGCUGUUUUAUGAAAUUUUGAUAAUAAACACAGAAAUGUUCAUUUUGCUUAUUACCAGAGGUA